Messenger RNA from Rhipicephalus sanguineus (brown dog tick), 924 nucleotides. It is a transcript of the gene Sumo, whose product is annotated as small ubiquitin-related modifier 3-like. Gene Ontology annotation, molecular function: ubiquitin-like protein ligase binding; protein tag activity. Gene Ontology annotation, biological process: protein sumoylation. NCBI's taxonomy places the organism in Eukaryota, Metazoa, Arthropoda, Arachnida, Ixodida, Ixodidae. The record is from RefSeq and is a predicted model, not a curated record. Gene Ontology annotation, cellular component: nucleus.
CAACGCUCCAAACGAAACGCGAGUGAUCGUCCUCUUUUGCUUUUUAAUUCUUUCGCUGCCGAAAGUUUUUUUGUCAUUCAGCCGCAGUGAGCCGCUUCAUUUUGCCGCUUGCUUCUCCGGCCCCGCUUUCCAGCUCUCUUGUCAUUUUGGGCAGGGUAGACGCGUUUUAGCGUGAUAAUAAGUGUAAAAGAAAUGUCGGACGACAAGAAGGACGUUAAACCAGACAACGAACAUAUCAAUUUGAAGGUUGUUGGACAAGACGGCAGCGUCGUCCACUUCAAAAUCAAAAAGCACACGCCACUGCGGAAGCUCAUGACGACUUACUGCGAUCGUGCGGGCCUGAGCAUCCAGAACGUUAGGUUCCGAUUUGACGGCCAGCAGAUCAAUGAGACAGACACGCCAGCAGGCCUCGACAUGGAGGACGACGACACCAUAGAUGUGUUUCAGCAGCAGACGGGUGGCCACCGUUGCACCACACAAAGAGGGAACACACUGUGACAGUUGCCAGCCUGGGCUACUACUGCAUCGGGCGAAGUGCGGCGCGUCUUUGAUUUUUUUGUACAUAAUGAUUGAGUAAACAAACAUGUUUAACAACAAACGAAACUAAAGCACUUCAUGCAGCCUGCCUCUGAAAUCUGCUGAGGAAGCUGACAUAGGUCUUAUUUUUUAUCCUCUUUAUGUACAGUGUUACAGUUCGUCAAAUGGCCUUUUUUUUUUUUUUUCGUAUGUGUAUGUCUUAUCAUUUCCGUUACUUAUACAGUAUGCCCUGCCUGCUUGUUCCCCACCUCAUCUUCACUUUUUUUUCUUUAAAUGCCUGCUGAAGACAAAUUAUCCCAGUCGUCUCUGCAUUGUUUGAAAGUACGAAUCGUAAAUCUUUCAUUGUGCUUGCGUCUAUGUCAUCAAUAAAAGUGUUCUCGCCACACU